This is a messenger RNA of Pseudoliparis swirei, 3172 nucleotides long. RefSeq lists its product as uncharacterized. The record is from RefSeq and is a predicted model, not a curated record. NCBI's taxonomy places the organism in Eukaryota, Metazoa, Chordata, Actinopteri, Perciformes, Liparidae. The transcript has 7 exons. Bases 546 to 3128 code for a protein of 860 amino acids.
UGCAGCGUGAAGCCGAGUCUCUGAUCUGUCCGACGCCGAUUGGCUCGUCGGAGAGAGAUCGCUGCUCCGCUGCACCGGUCAUGUUACCGCAGGGAGGGGAAAGAGGCCCAAUCUAAUCCCUGCAGAGGGGGCACCCUCAUUCAGACUGUGAUGUUAUUGAUGCACGGCUGACUCCGAACACGAGGAAGGAGGAGUCGUGGGACGGGGGAUGCGAGCGUCUCGUUGAAGCACUCUCGCACCGCUGCCUGGAGUUAGCACUUUGCAAGGAAAGCAGUAAUGGGAUUGUCUCUGGAGUGGAAAAUGAGCUGGAUGAAUCUGCAAAAACCCGGAGAUCUGACAUGAUGCAGCAGACAACACGGCUGACUGGAGGCUUUUUCUUUCCACUGUUCUCAUUAAACGGAGAGGACGAGAAUGGUGUUGCGUUAGUUUCUUUAAAGUAUUUUUUAUUUCAAGGUAUUCGUGCUCGAUCGACCAAAUCCAUGGAUUAUUGAGCUAACCAAAUCUGAGGGGAUUCAAAGCCACAUAAAACCUGCCCUAACUCCACGAUGUCUAACACGACGUUCAACAUGUCCUCCGACCGGGUUGAAGGCCCAGUUCCUCGGCCCCGCGACAGAGAGGCUCUCUCCCCCGACAGUCGGGACAGCAACUCGUCGCCUUCACCCGACUCCAACAGCAGCGUUUCAAAUCUGAGUGACGGAGAAGCCGACGGCUCCCCCGACGUCAACUUGCUCGAGUGCCGCCUCAGCGACGGCUCCUACAGUGCCACCGUACCGCAGGAUAACGGAUUCUGUGGCGUGAACCUCAACCAAACUUUUAUCACCACGCCUGUCGAUGGCAGUGUGAAUGUCUGGAACAGCACCGUGAGUCUGAUGAGCGACCACGAGAUGGGAUUGGAAGAGCACCAGUCUUUCGGUAAAGACGCGGAGAACGGAUGUAGCGGAGCAGCUCUGUCUCCAGACUCUGCCGGGAGGGAAAGCCAACCGAGUUCAGGUGAGACUUCCCGUCGAGGAUCCACCGAGAACGACCGCUGCUCCCUGAGCUCUGCGGAAAUGGUAAUAAGGAGCAACAGUUUCUGCCAGGGGGAUCAGUCGCUCCUGGUGGUGUCCUCCCUGGAGGAGUCGUACAUCUCUCUGGCUGCAGGCCAUGCAGCAUUCCCAUCUGAAUCCAACCUGCUGUCGACUACUUUGCCGGAUGUCCUCGAAAAAUCCACAGAUGGAGUCACCGAGGAGAACGCGGACUACCCCCGUCUUGGCAAGACUUUCACUCAGGCAGACCUUCCCCCUCAGGAAAAUUAUAUAACGGCGUCCGACUCUCUCGUAGCUCUGCCAAGUGAGAGCGGAGGUCUGUUGACGACUUUCCACUGCGAAUCGUCUCCUGCAGGUUGCGGAGACGAGGCCCAGUUUGCUUGUGUUGAAACGGAGCCGUCGCCGCGUUUCCCUGAAGCGUUUACGCCAGAACAAGGCCAGGUCUUUUCGUCCGCUCUGACGGCAGUAGAACACACCGAUAUGGAUGUUCAGACUUCCACUCCAGUGCAACACAGUGUAAACAUGAUACCCAUCCCCUCCUUUUCAGAGUCUCCCUGCACUGGAAACACGGGACUCCAACCCGAGAAACAGCAGCACAUCUCUGUGACUCCUCACUGUUUAGGACUGACGCCUUCCGCCAGCAAAGGCAAGAAAAUGGAAAUUAAAAAGUUUCCCCGGUUAAAUUUCAGCAGUAUAAAAUCUAAAGUUUUGACGAGAAGUGGGCAUCAAAAGUCGGGGUUAAGCCUCGUUUCACUGCACAAACCAUCACACGUGAGCAAUAAAGUCACUGAAGCACAAAGCGGAGCGCCUGUCAAGAGGAGUCCUGCUAACUCUCGGAGUCGCGCUGCACUUAUCGCCACCACCACCAGUAAACUGGUGACCGAUGCUCAGAAACGGAUGAAUACAGGGGCUGCUAAUUUGGGCGUAACAUUUCUCCAGUCGAAUGAGCAUUCUGCUGUGGACGGACCGGGGGAGAGUGGAGCUGCCAAUAAACAUGGUCCAACAGUCCAAAGCGGUGGCGCCGGCUCUGAAGUGGAGCUGGCAGCCUCGAGUCAAGUUGCAGACGCCGCCGUGCUGCAGUCUGGCAAAAAGACUCUUUGCGUCUCAUCCUCAGAAAAUAAACCUACAAGAAGUUGUCCAACGGAUCCCAAACCGACUCCAAAAAAGGGUGUGGUUAACAAAAUGGAGGUCCCGUCGGGCUCGACUUCAGGCCCGGACAAGCCUCUGGUGCUGAAGAUGCGGUUGCGCUGCUCAUCGGACAGUUUGCCGUCGUCGUCCAGGGAGAAGGGAACGACUUUAAAGUUGUCAACUAGCUUUACCGCUCCAAAGGCUGACGCCCACCUGGGCCAGACCACACUGGGGAACCUGAGCGGCUCCUCCCUGAAUAAACAGACCGAGGCCACAAACGUUCCUGUUGAAAUCUCCCCGAGAGAGGUUAAGAGGAUCAGCCUGGUGGCUCAGUCCAGUAAAUCGGCACCGGCGGGAGCCGCCUCGGAUGAGAGUCGGAGCCGAUUUCGAGGACUGAUGUCCAGACAACCCAGAGGAGGAGCACCAUUGUUAGAGUGCAGGACUUCUAAAGCUGUCGGGACGCCACAGUCCAAGCAGAAGAGCAGCACAGGCAGUCGGACAGUGCAGGCACCAGGAGAGCCGUCCCUUGGAGCGGCCUCAGCAGCCAGUAUUAAGCCUCAGCUGCACAGAGCCAGACCUCCUCAGACUCCCACUCGGCCUUCUUCUCUCAUGGGCCCUCCCCCUACUCCUUCUAGACUACCACGCAGGACCCCGGGGCCAUCCGGGACCCUCGCCGAGGCCGGUGUUCACGCUGAGCUGAGUGAAGGUGCCGGGAGCACACAAGUUUCUGGAGGACCUUCACAUAAACCAUCCCCUUUCAAAAAUCUGAAGGCGAGACUCAUCCCGACCCCGAGGAAAAACACUGGACUAUCUUCGGCCUCGGCAUGCAGACCUGCUGCUGCUUCCACCAGCAAAGCCUCUUCCAAUCCGACGGCCAGUCCUCUGAAAAGAACCGCGUCUGCAAGAUUUCGUCUUAGUGCACCCGUCGCAUUUUCACAGCAGUGCCAGUCGAGCUGUUUUCAGCUCAUGUCAUGAAGACUCUGUUGUCUCCUCUCCAUCCUGCUGCCGGUGACUAAAGG